AUGGCGUGGCCCUGCAUCAGCCGCCUCUGCUGCCUGGCGCGGCGCUGGAACCAGCUGGACCGCUCCGACGUGGCGGUGCCGCUGACCCUUCACAGCUACUCGGACCUCGAGACCGAGGAUCCGGGUGUGGGCGGUGUCGCCUCGCGUAGCUUCCCGGUCCCCACCGGUGACCGGCACCCGGGCCGGGACGAGCCGCUCACUCAGUACCAGCGUGACUUCGGGGUGCGGACGGCGCCUGCAGGGCCUAGGGACGCGGGGCCCAGGGACGCGCCGCAGGGACGCGGGAUGGGGGCCGGAGGCCGCAGGGACAAGCCCCCGACACCCGGAGCCCGAAGCGUCUACGUGCUCCCCAUUGGCGACGCGGAUGCAGCAGCAGCAGCGACCACAUCGUACAGACAGGAAUUCCAGGCUUGGACAGGAGUGAAGCCCUCAAGAGCCACAAAGGUGAAACCAGCCACGGUCAUCACCACCCACAGCUCUGGAUGGGACAGUGGCCCUGGGACCAGCUUCCAGGUCCCAGAGGUGAGGAAGAAGUUCACUCCCAACCCCUCAGCCAUUUUCCAGGCUCCAGCUCCUCGGAUCCUCAAUGUGUGA
This is a messenger RNA of Chrysochloris asiatica (Cape golden mole), 594 nucleotides long. RefSeq names its product MAP6 domain containing 1 (gene MAP6D1). The transcript is spliced from 3 exons. Gene Ontology annotation, biological process: microtubule cytoskeleton organization; cytoskeleton-dependent intracellular transport; regulation of microtubule cytoskeleton organization. NCBI's taxonomy places the organism in Eukaryota, Metazoa, Chordata, Mammalia, Afrosoricida, Chrysochloridae. Gene Ontology annotation, cellular component: microtubule; cis-Golgi network; Golgi-associated vesicle. Gene Ontology annotation, molecular function: microtubule binding; calmodulin binding. The record is from RefSeq and is a predicted model, not a curated record. The coding region runs from base 1 to 594 and encodes 197 amino acids.